CUCUGAGCGCCUGUCAGCAGCAGCAGCUGUUUGUUGGGGCCGAACUCUCUGCUUCAUAGCCUCUAAUGUCUCGUAGUUUUCGCUGCAUUUCGACCUGACGGCUGAACGGUUCUGUUCCGGUUGCCGUCUCCUCUCACCGCCUCUCCCAGCCGUUCGCUGUGCUCGGUUACAGCUGUGUUCGGUGCGGUCGUCGGUUAACGGACGAUGGUUCUGUCUGCAUCACAACAAGUCGCUCUGGCUUUCACGGCCGUCCUCUUCACGUUCGUCGUCCUGCCGAGGCUGUUCGGUGUCGGCGGGGGAACCGCGGCCAAGGACGCUAAAUUCGACUCUCGUUACACCAGAAAAGCAGGUCCAGGCCCGGGUGCAGUGAGGGGUCAGCCCAUCAAUGUGAACGGCCCCGGCUCAUAUCAGACCCCUGAGAACUUGCAGCAGAUGAAGAAACGGAUGGAGCAAGAGCUGAAGAGUGACAAAUAUAAAUCCAACAGCAACAAGGGUUAUGUGUUCACACUGAUGCCUCUCUAUGCCAUCGGAGUUGGAGUGUUUGCAGCCUACAAGUUUCUGAAGAUCAAGUCUGCAGAUGACAAGGCACAAAAGGACAAAUUUGCAAAAGGGGCCAAAAAAUCAGUGGAAGCAGAAAACCAGUUGAAUGAGCUGGAACAAAGGCUGGCACAGACAGAAAGGAUGCUCAACUCCAUCCUCACCCAGCUGGACCCACUCACUAACUGUGUGAAGUCGGUGGCUCAGGACCAGAAGAAUGAGAUCAUGUCUCAACUCCAGACCAUCCGGUACCUGAUGAAGAAGAGAGGAAUGGACUGUCCACCCCUGAACAUCAAUGAAUCGUCCUGUGAACGUAAUCUGGAUGACCUCAUCGAGUCCCUCGGGGCCAGUGACACCACAGCGGACAAACAAUCCUCUGCAGUAACGGCAGAGGCUUCUAAAAAAGUUUAUGAGAAGCAUUCAGAAGCUAGAGAUGAUGCAGCAGCAGAAGGUGAGGAGAUGAAGGAGCUCAGACCAGAGGAAUCUGACGGGGAAGCAGCAAUCGAAGAAGAGGAUGUGGAGGCAGAGGAGGAGGAGGAUGACAGAGCAGCAGAGGAGGAAGAGGAGGAGGAGGAAGGAUUGGAGCACUCUGAGCUCAUGCCUUCUCUAGAAGACUUGUAUGAGACAAACAUUGAGGAGGUCGGAGCAGAUCAGCUGGCGUCAGGCCUCAGGCGACGCAACAGGCCUGAAUGAACUCACAGUAGGACUUCUGCACUGUACAGAAAUGUGACAGAUUAUUAAGAAUAUUUAUUAUGUCAAAUGCUUUCAUUCCAAAAGGCUGUCUGCACAUGCAUCCAUGUCAUAUAAUGCAUUCAUUAGGAGAGGAAAGUGCUUUAACCGCAAACACACAAGGCUCUAUUUUUAUGUUCCAGUCACUCAGAACAGAACAGAUUCAUAACGUCACUGAAGGCAUCACAUAUUUUAGCUCGGUGUGCUUUAUGUAGAAAGGCGUCAGUGAAACUAGUAUGAAAAUUUAAUAUGUUUUGUUUGUGGCAAUAUACAAACAAAUGUUAGAUCAAAGAUGAAACAUCAUAAAGUCUUAGUAGGAUGUUAGAAAGCUCCUUGUCACGGAUUCUCCAAAAAUAAUGGAGCUCUAUUGAUUUACAGGUGUGAUUAGGGUGGUGGCAAGAAUCGCAUUUUCUGGGAUAUAUUUCACAAAGAAAUGUCUGUGAAUCCACCUCAAAUUCAAAGGUCCUUCUUAGUACCCAUGAACUUGCCUGAGAAUCUAAACGUUUUUAGGUUUUCAUCAGUGUCACAGUAACCAGUGAUAGUUGUCAUGGGUACACUGGAAACAGGAAUGAUUAAUAACUAAUUACUUUUCAGGGUGGCAAUUUGUGAAAGAUAUUUAAAUUCCAGCCAACAGAUCACUGACUGACUUCAUGCUCAACUACAGGAAAUGUGGAGCCAUACUUCCCAAAUCAAAUAAUAUUGAAUUAUAGCAGUGAGAAAACCAUCAAUGUUAUUUUUUUAUGCUAUGCAACCAAUAUUAAAGCUUAAAUUCCCUCUCUAGGAAUUCAGUAAUCCCCUGUAACUCUAACUCUGUUCCAAAAUAUUACAUAUUAGAUGUAACUCUGCACCACAGGUGUCCAAUUCAUUUUAGUUCAUGGGACACAUUCAGCCCAAUUUGAUCUCCAGUGGGCUGCACCAGUAAAAUCACAGCAUAAUAACCACAACUCCAAAUAUUUUCCUUUGUUUUAGUGUAAAAAAGUACAUUCUGAAAAUGUUCACAUUUAAUUAACUCUCUUUCUACAAAACAGUAUGAACAAACAGAAUUUUCAAUAAGUUCAAUUUCAGCAACAUUAUGCCUCAGUUUAUCAUUUACACAUUACAACUUACUGAUCACAGUGUCUACAAAGGUACAAAGCAUUAAGUCACAGGUAUAAAUUUAAUACAUUUACAAGGCAGGAGGAUCGCUUAACCUUCUUCCUUAAUAGGGAGUCCGUUCAGGUAGCCAGGAUUACUACACAGAUGUAGAAAUUCAUGUAAAUUUAAAAUAAUUUCUAGAUCUUGGCAAGCUGUUUUGAUCAUAAAGUAAAAUACUGUAUCGAUCCGGUCCAGAUAUGUGACUAAAUGUUUUGUACCUUGGUAGAUACUCUGUGAUCUGUAAGUUGUAAUGUGUAAAUGAUAAACUGAGGCUUAAUAUAGUUGAAAUUGCAAUUAUUUUUCUUUAAAAAUUUCUGGUUGUUCAUUAUAUUUUGUAAAAAUAUAGUGCGUUAAAUGUGAACACUUUCAGAAUGUACUUUUUUGCACUAAAGCAAAGGGAAAUAUUUAAAGUUGUUGUUAUUUAUUUAUAGGUUAUUAUGUUAUGAUUUUACUGGUCCGGCCCACUUGAGAUCAAGUUGGGCUGAAUGUGGCCCCUGAACUGAAAUGCCUUUGACACCUCUGCUCUAGUGGGCCGGUUUUGGCCCACGGGCCUUAUGUUUGACACCACUGCUCUACACCGUUGCAUCCUUCAGAACAUGCAAGUUCCUGCCUCAUGGUGUCGACUGUGUGUUUCGCUCAUAAUACGUCCUCCGGUAUAGAAGAAACACCAGAUGGAGAUGUUAACAAGGUGAAAAAUGGGAUUGUCAUUGGAAGGGGUCUUUAAUACGGGUGUUACUGGGGUUUUGGAGGCGUAUUGCUACACAGAAACAGAAAUCCCCCUUCUAAAGGAUUCUGUUGUCACAUUUUUGUCCAUACUUGACCUUUGCUGAAUGAAACAACCUUAACAGCACCAUAAUUUUCAUCUCCAUCUUACCCUCAGAAAGCUGUACUAGAACAUGUAUGCAUGAUGUGACCUAUGCUUCACACUCUCACAACACAAUCUGGAAAUAACAGCUUUUUAGUAGGAAAUUGGAGACAAACCUUUGCCUUUGAGGAGGGUAUAACUUUGGAACAUCCCAGCAUAACAAAGUGCUACUUGUUUCAGUCUUUGUGCAGACAUAAAAAUAGAGCCAACAACAUCCUUCGCUGUUCUGUUGACAUUUUAUAACACCAAUAUUAACAUUUUAAAACAGAUUUUGUUUAUAUGCACUUACUAGUUAUUUAAAUUUGCACCGGCCUGGAUGCUGAAGCCAAACAUUUCAAUGACAUAUUAUCCAGGAGGUUGUUUCAUGUCUGUCUGCCUUUAACCUUCUAGUGGGUACUGAUGAUGCAUUCAGGUGCUCAUCCUGCUCUGACAGCUCCAAAUGUCUGCUGUGGUCCUCCUUUUUUCUCCCCUGAUACCUACUGUAGGACAUGAGCUUGAGAGUUUUGGGCUUUUGCAUCUUAAUCCUGCACCGUACUGUGCUGCCACCCUCAGGUUGCUGUUGGAAUAGUAAGAAUCCAACCAGUGCCAGGUGUGAUUAUUUAGUUCACACUACUCUUGUAUGAGGUUUGAGAAAACUGUGGAGUCUUACUAUGAAAAACGUUCUUUUUUAUUCUGACUAUAUCUUAAAUGGACUGACACUAAUGCUGCUGCUGGAUGCUGUUUAGGCUACAGAAUAUAACCGUAUAUCGUGGAAGUGUGAACUCGGGCUCGUGGCAUGUUUGUUUAUACAUCAAAGCAUAACUGCAUGUUUUUCAUUUCUUAGAAUUUUAUUUGUGUGCACAUUGUGACUGCAUGACAUUUGAAUUUAGGAGGAUUGACAAUCAUUUCAUCAGCCAGAAAUGCAUUAUCUCACAUUUUUCUGCUUUCCUUUUUUUUUUAUUUGUUUUUUUUAAGUAGGUUUUGAUUGUUAGAUACUGACUUCAUUUAAGUCUUUGCCUUAUAUUUCAGUUAUUUAUUUGAACUAGUGAUGAUGAGAGCUCACUGUGGUUGUUUCUAUGCUCUCUGUACCUCGAGCUACUAUCAGAACGCUCUUCUAAAUUUCCAAAUGCACCAAAGUAGUUCAAGUCCAGAUUUAAAAAAGAGAAGUCUUUGGUACCAAAAAGCACAGUCAUAACUGUGAAUAUGGCUUCCGGAGUAACAUUAAUAUUAAUCUCGAUAUAUUUGAUCACUUCCACACCUUAUGCCCAUAUCUGUUGCAGAUUAGCACAAAUCUUUGUGAUAAAACUUUGUGAUAGUAGCCCAAAUGUUAAUGUAGUAAAAUGUGGUAAAAAUGACAUUAAGAAAUAGUUGUAAUUUUAUAUAUAUAUAGCCAAAUGAGAUGCCCCUGUGAUAUAACAUUUAUUGUGAGGUGAUAUUAAACCAAAGCAUGAGUUCUUA
Molecule: messenger RNA, 4702 nt
Organism: Amphiprion ocellaris (clown anemonefish)
Lineage: Eukaryota; Metazoa; Chordata; Actinopteri; Pomacentridae
Gene: ccdc107
Product: coiled-coil domain containing 107
Exons: 6
Coding region: 205-1230 (341 amino acids)
Biological process (GO): synaptic transmission, cholinergic; protein localization to cell surface
Cellular component (GO): neuron projection; intracellular membrane-bounded organelle; neuronal cell body
Source: RefSeq, a predicted model, not a curated record